CCGCCGCAGCGAGCGCCGGCGGGAGCGGGCUCUGCUCGGCGCGGCUCUGAUCCGCUCGGCUCGGCACCCAGCUCCAGCUCCGCUACUGCUCCCGUACGUCAUGCCCGGCCCAUCCACGGUGCCGCCGGCUCGGAGCGCCUGAGUGGCCGGCGUUGGCGUGGGCGCAGGGGGUCCGCGGCUCCGGUGCGCGCACCAGCUUGCCCGCCCGCCGCCGCCGGGGCAGCCCGGCGGGAACUGUCCGCAUGAGGGCGGCGGGGCCCUGAGGCGGGCGGCCGGAGGCCGUCGGGGCGCGGCGCAGCAGGGCGGCCGGAGGGGGCGGUGGCGGCGAUGGGGGCUCUCCCGGCGCUGCUGGGGGCCGCCUUGCUGUGGGCCGGCGCCGGGGCCCUGGUGAACCUCAAGUACACGGUGGAGGAGGAGCAGCGGGCCGGCACAGUUAUCGCCAACGUCGCCAAGGACGCCCGGGACGCCGGUUUCGUGCUGGACCCCCGGCAGCCAGCUGCCUUCCGGGUGGUCUCUAACUCGGCUCCCCACCUGGUGGACAUCAGCCCCGGGUCGGGGCUGCUAGUGACCAAGCAGAAGAUCGACCGGGACCUGCUGUGCCGGCAGAGCCCCAAGUGUGUUAUCUCGCUGGAGGUGAUGUCCAGCUCCAUGGAGAUCUGCGUGAUCAAACUGGAGAUCAAGGACCUCAACGACAAUGCACCCAGCUUCCCCACUGACCAGAUCGAGCUUGAAAUCUCAGAGACAGCCAGCCCUGGCACCCGGGUGCCACUGGAGAGUGCCUAUGACCCAGACUCGGGCAGCUUUGGUGUACAGACCUAUGAGAUCACCCCCAAUGACCUCUUUGGGCUGGAGACCAAGACGCGGGGUGAUGGGUCUCGCUUUGCUGAGUUGGUGGUGGAGAAGAGCCUGGACCGUGAGACCCAGUCCCACUACAGCUAUGUGAUCACAGCGCUGGACGGUGGUGACCCGCCCAACUUUGGCACAGUGGAGCUCAGCAUCCGUGUCAUUGACUCCAAUGACAACAACCCUCUCUUUGAGGAGCCGGCCUACACCGUCAGCGUGCCUGAAAAUGCUCCACCAGGUACACCAGUCAUCCGCCUCAAUGCCUCUGACCCUGAUGAGGGCACCAAUGGCCAGGUCCUCUACUCUUUCCAUAGCUACGUCUCUGAGCGGGCCCGGGACCUCUUCCAGAUUGACCCCCAGAGCGGCCUUAUCACAGUGAGCGGUGCUAUCGACUAUGAGGAGGGUCAUGUCUACGAGCUGGAUGUGCAGGCCAAGGACUUGGGGCCUAACUCCAUCCCUGCCCAUUGCAAAGUAACUAUCAGCGUCCAGGAUGCCAAUGACAACCCACCCCUCAUCAACCUGCUCUCUGUCAACAGUGAGCUGGUGGAGGUGAGUGAGAACGCCCCACCAGGGUAUGUCAUCGCCUUGGUGCGGGUCUCAGACCGUGACUCUGGGGCCAAUGGGCGGGUGCAGUGUAAGCUCCUGGGCAACGUGCCUUUUCGGCUCCAGGAGUAUGAGAGCUUCUCCACCAUCCUGGUGGAUGGACGUCUUGACCGUGAGCAAAGGGACCAGUACAACCUCACCAUCCAGGCCAAGGACAAUGGCGUCCCCUCCCUGCAGGCCACAAAGUCCUUCACUGUCAAGAUCACUGAUGAGAAUGACAAUCAUCCCCACUUCUCCAAGCCCUAUUACCAGGUCAUUGUGCAGGAGAACAACACUCCGGGGGCCUACCUCCUCUCAGUCUCAGCCAGGGACCCUGACCUGGGCCUCAAUGGCAGUGUCUCCUACCAGAUUGUACCCUCACAAGUCAGGGACAUGCCUGUCUUCACCUAUGUCUCCAUCAACCCCAACUCUGGAGAUAUCUAUGCUUUGAGGUCCUUCAAUCAUGAGCAGACGAAGGCCUUUGAGUUCAAGGUCUUGGCAAAAGAUGGGGGUAAUCCCUCUCUGCAGAGCAAUGCCACUGUGAGAGUGAUUGUCCUGGACGUCAACGACAACACCCCCGUGAUCACAGCCCCACCGCUGGUCAACGGGACUGCGGAGGUGUACAUCCCUAGGAAUGCAGGGGUAGGCUACUUGGUGACGGUGGUCAAAGCAGAUGACUAUGAUGAGGGUGAAAAUGGCAGACUUUCUUAUGAAAUGGUGGAAGGAGACAGAGGUUUUUUUGAGAUAGACCAGGUCAAUGGAGAGAUAAGGACCACCAGAGCCUUUGGGGAAAACGCAAAGACAGCCUACGAGCUGAUCGUGGUGGCUCACGACCAUGGAAAAACAUCUCUCUCGGCUUCUGCCUUGAUUUUGAUAUACCUGUCUCCAGCCCUGGAUGCCCAGGAGUCCAUAGGAUCUGUUAACCUCUCCCUGAUUUUCAUUAUCGCCCUGGGGUCUAUCGCAGCCAUUCUUUUUGUCACCAUGAUCUUCGUGGCAGUCAAGUGCAAAAGGGAUAACAAGGAAAUCAGGACCUACAACUGCAGAAUCGCAGAGUACUCCUACGGGCAUCAAAAGAAAUCAAGCAAGAAGAAGAAAAUCAGCAAGAAUGAUAUCCGCCUGGUACCGCGGGACGUGGAAGAGACGGAUAAAAUGAACGUUGUGAGCUGCUCCUCUCUUACUUCAUCCCUCAACUACUUCGACUACCACCAGCAGACCCUGCCACUGGGCUGCCGCCGCUCCGAAAGCACCUUCCUCAACGUGGAGAGCCAGAACAACCGGAACGCCGGCUCCAACCACAUCUACCAUCACACCUUCACGGGGCAGAGCCCCCAGCAGCCUGACCUCAUCAUCAAUGGGAUGCCGCUGCCGGAGACUGAAAACUACUCCUUUGAUUCCAACUACGUGAACAGCAGAGCUCAUUUAAUAAAGAGCAGCUCUACAUUCAAGGACUUGGAGGGGAACAGUCUGAAGGACAGCGGCCACGAGGAGAGUGACCAAACGGAUAGCGAGCAUGAUGUGCAGCGGGGCCUCUACUGUGACACGGCCGUCAACGACGUGCUGAACACCAGCGUCCCCUCCAUGGGCUCCCAGGGCCCUGAGCAAGAUCAGAGCGAAGGAUUUCAUUGCAGGGAGGAGUGCCGCAUUCUGGGCCACUCGGACAGGUGCUGGAUGCCUCGCGGUGCUGUCCCCAGCCGCGCCAAGUCCCCUGAGCACGGGAGGAACGUCAUUGCCCUCUCCAUCGAGGCAACGGCGGUGGACACAGAGCCUUACGCAGACUGCAGCAGCACAAAAAGGACCUUCGCCACCUUCGGCAAGGAGGGCGGUGAGCCCCUCGCUGACGAGCGGCUUGCCAACCCCAAAGGCAAAAGAACGGUGGACCCGGCCGCCUGCAGCCCCAAGGUCAGCGGCGCCGUCCGUGAGGCGGGCAACGGCUGCGAGGCCGUAAGUCCUGUCACCUCACCCCUCCACCUGAAGAGCCCUUUGUCCGGCAAGCCAGUGGCACCGUACGGUGCCGGGCACUGUGCCGGCAACCGGGAACGGGAGCCCUUUGGGAACAAUGGCCCUUCCCGGCCAACCGAGGCAGAGCCUCGGGGGGCGGACAGUGAGAGUGGAGGGCAGGAGGGCAACCCACUCCUUCAGGAACGCCGGGACAAGGACUCGCCUGGCGCCCGGAGACUAAAAGACAUCGUCCUCUAAGUGACACCUGGUGAGAGGAGAGAGGAGGAGGAGGAGGAAGAGCAGGAGGAUGAGGAGGAUGAGGGACCGCACAACUCCCAGCGCAGAUUGUUUUUAUGGCUUACCAAUGGUUCACAGAUUGCUGUAUUUAAAAGCUUUCCCUAAAUGUAUUGUUUAUAAAUGAAGCUAUCGUUAAUGUGACAAUCCCACUCGUCUCAGCAGGCAGCAGGGGUGUGCAGCUGGGGCAAAGGAGCUGGUGGUUUGCUUUUGCCGGGAGGCGGUGGGUGGCAGGGGGGUGGAGGGGGCAGAGGUGAGAGACCCCUUUCCCUGGUCCUCAGGAGCGCUCGAUAUUCCCCUCCUCGGAGUUGAUAUAUUUUUAUAUCUCCAAAUGAAGAUCAAUUUCCGUUCCUGGAAAGAAUGGAAUGGUAAAUUCCUUAUCCGGACAUCUUUAGUAAUCAGCCCGGCGGUUCUGUAGCCUGGACAAAAUAGAGGCCGCUGCUUGUGUGCAACUGUUGGGAGCGACAGUAGGGUGGGUUUCAAUAUUCACCCAGCACAAGGUUGGUUGUAUUUGAAGAUGUUGCUAUUUUGCUAUGGACACCCCUGCAUUUAUGAAUCCUUUUGCUGUCACAUGCUUAUCUGUACUAUUACUGUAUUUGAUAUUGCAAAUUACUGUAUGUCUAGUGAUGGCAAAAGGCUUUCAAGCUUAAAAAAAAAAAAAACAAUCAAAAAAGGAAAAAAAAAAAAAAGGAAAGAAAAAAAGAAAGGAAAAAAAAAAUCACAAACAUCUUAUUGAAACUUUGGGGAACCUGCAGUUUUCAGACCCGGUGGAGCAAGUACUUCUUCCAGCCCCACCAUUGCCUGCGGCCUCCCCCGGCUCUUGCAGGGCAGUGACAGGGCAUUAGGGGAAGACAUUUUUCUGGGGGAAAAUUCUGCCUGGAUUGCAAUUGUCAGAUGCACUGUGCUGAACUUCUUCCCCUUCUCUGCUUCUUUUGCAUUAUUUCAAGGCAAUGCAUGGAAAGUUUUUCAAGAAGUUGGUCGUUCUGUUUCUUAUCCAGUUCCCAGGUUGAGCUAUGCCCCUCCCCGUCUCCAAUCAUUUCCAAGUCAAAGUCAUGGAAUUAAUUUGAGAGAUCUAAAUUACCUUCUCAAUUAGACACACACUUGCAAGUUAGCAUUUCCCAGCCGUGCUUCUGCCAAGUUUGUGUGUCUUUUGUAUGUCACCAUGGCAUGGCUUUUAGACUGUCCUGGUUUCUUUUUAUCCCUGCAUCAUAAGUAAGUAUGGAAUGAGCAAUAGUGAUGUUAAUUUAGGGGCAGACAGGUGAUAAUGUAACAACACUACUAAUUUAAUUAAUGUGCCUUCUUAAUGGAGAAAAAAGUGAAAGCAUUUCAUUCUUUUUUCUCAUAAUUAAGGACUUUUUUAUUUUGUGUGUGUGUGUGGGUACAAAUUUACUCAUAUAAAAUUGGUUUUAAAAUGGAGCUACUUUAAUAGCCUUUUUGUAGAAGGGAGAGAGGGAAGGGUUUCACAACUCUCCACUCUCUUGCAGUGAUAAUUCCUCAGUGAGGUAUGAGUAAGGUAGGAGGACUUCAGUUAGCUAGUAUUAUUAUUGUUAUUAUUAUUAUUAUUAUUAUUAACCCUUCACCAAACAGAUUUUCCUACCCUAAAUAAUGUUUCCUAGACUAUAAAAUCGAUUUUGGAAGGGAAAAUAUAUAGCUCUUGCCAAUGUUUGCUGUACCAGCAAGUUGAAAUUAGUGGUUUCUAGAGAAAUAGUCUUUCUAGGGUCUACAUAUCAUGACAAAAUAUUUGUUAUUUUGAUUUAUUUAAAUUAAAAAUGUCAACAAGAAAACAAGCUCCAGUCAUUAUUAUCCUCAAAAUAAAAUUAAGCUCCAGCCAUUAGUUUCUUCAGGGCAGCCUGAUCCUGCCCGAAGCUGUAGCUGGUCUGAGACAGGUCUGCAGUCAAGUCUGUUCCCCCUGUCACUUGCUAGGGCCAGGAAUUGGGAGAGAACCGACAAAACAUGGUUGUCUAAUGAAAUUUGUGAUGCUUCCCUCACUGGUGUUGAUGACUACCUCAUUCAGCUCCCAUCCCACACAUUAACGUGAUGUCCUGCAUCCCUCUGGAAAGUGAACUGGGGGUUUUCCCUUCUGUUCUGGAGUUUAAACCCAUUUUUCAGGGAUAUGUUAUUUCUGUUCCUGCAGCCUUUCCUGCCUGUGUACUGUUACUGCUGUCAUUUAUUUCUGUUUCUUUUCCCCCAAAUGUGUGUAUUAUUGUAACACAAGCAAAGAAGAAAGGGGCUGACUUGGGGCUGUUGGAGUAACUGGAUUUUUUGUGACUGUUAGCCUGGGUUUAUUCUGAUGUUCACCUCUUUGUGUCAGCUCUGAAUGGUAUUCUGGGGCAGGGGGGAAGCCUCUCAUAUGCUUUUGCUGAGUGACAGAGCCUGUGAUGCCCCAUCUGUCAUGACAGAUCCUCUUGGCUUCACAGGGCCGGGUCCCCACAUUGCCUCAUCAUCCACCCACCACCUCUGGCAGGAUGGAAUCCAGCUCUCCCACUGCCCAGCACAGGGAUGGGGAGCCUGUGCCUUCCCUUUUCCCUGGGCACCCCAUCAUCAUCCCUCGCUGCCUGAAAAGCACCGGCCGUUAAUUUCUGCUAAGCAUUGCCCUCUGCCUGUGGAGCUGCCACCACCAGCCUGGUGUUUGGGAUGAAAAAUAGAUGCUAACUGAAAAGGAAGAAAGUGGGGGGGGGGA
Molecule: messenger RNA, 6337 nt
Organism: Dryobates pubescens (Downy woodpecker)
Lineage: Eukaryota; Metazoa; Chordata; Aves; Piciformes; Picidae
Gene: PCDH19
Product: protocadherin 19
Exons: 5
Coding region: 328-3621 (1097 amino acids)
Biological process (GO): homophilic cell-cell adhesion
Cellular component (GO): plasma membrane
Molecular function (GO): calcium ion binding
Source: RefSeq, a predicted model, not a curated record